AUGUCACUCAGUAUGCAAGGCUCAGGAAGAGAGUGCUGGGAAAACUCUCCACAUAUGGAUCUAUGCGAUCCUUAUUCUCGCGAGCGUCUCGCUCGAGGAUCUGUCGAGAGAGAGACUGAACGCACCUCCGACAGGCGGGCACCCUACUCCGAGGGAGUAAGCUACCCUGAGGCACAAUCUAUUCUUGGCGAUGGAGAGUUUGGCCGUGUGGAUCCUACUGGCUGGUAUCCGCACUACAAGAAUUGCUUGCAAUACUUCCUUGAGUGCAGCCAACAUGCGCCGACGGUGCAAUCCGUGGCGGCCUUUAUCAAUAUUCGUCUUCCAUUCCAACGCGCUCCAGAGGCAGGUCAAUCUGCGCAGCAAUCCCCGCCAUAUGUUUCUCUCCGACCUUUUGUUCGGCGCUUGAUUGUUACGGCGCAGGACUCUCCUAUUACAAUGCGCGCAUUCUUUGGUGAUGGCUGGGAAGCUGGUGUGGGAUGCAUUUACAAGCAAGAGCGCAUCAACUACCUCUUCACGGCCAAGAGUAGUGGGUGGGCGGAUACCAAGACAGCCUACGACAUACAACCCGACGAGCAGACUCCGUUUUUGCGUCCACUGCGGGACCCAUCCGAGGAAGAGAUUCGGGCAGCAGAGGCCCGAUGGAGUGAAUGGUUAGCCAUGGAAGAUUGGAUGGUGGGCGCUCGGAGCCCCUGGUGA
Molecule: messenger RNA, 696 nt
Organism: Penicillium pulvis
Lineage: Eukaryota; Fungi; Ascomycota; Eurotiomycetes; Eurotiales; Aspergillaceae
Exons: 2
Coding region: 1-696 (231 amino acids)
Source: RefSeq, a predicted model, not a curated record